Molecule: messenger RNA, 1803 nt
Organism: Pterocles gutturalis (yellow-throated sandgrouse)
Lineage: Eukaryota; Metazoa; Chordata; Aves; Pterocliformes; Pteroclidae
Gene: GRK7
Product: G protein-coupled receptor kinase 7
Exons: 4
Coding region: 1-1803 (600 amino acids)
Biological process (GO): signal transduction; protein phosphorylation; regulation of signal transduction
Cellular component (GO): cytoplasm
Molecular function (GO): ATP binding; rhodopsin kinase activity
Source: RefSeq, a predicted model, not a curated record
AUGCAAAAGCAGUUAGUCUCUCUGGUGUUUUUCAGAAGCCCCCACGCACCACUAACAGGGAGAAGUGCAGAGCAGCUGCAGCACAGCACUUGGGCCAGUUACUCAUUUUGUUUCAGCCAGGCUCUGCCACCCCAAGAGCUUGCCAAGAUGUGUGAUAUGGGGGGGCUUGACAACCUGAUUGCCAACACAGCCUAUCUACAGGCAAGGAAGAGUGGAGAAGGAGACACCAAGGAGAUGCAAAAGAGACGUAAGAGCCUCUCACUGCCCAAGAUUGAUCAAUGCAGAGAGGUCAGAGAGUCCGUUGUCGCUGAUUAUGACAGCAUCUGUGAGCAGCAGCCCAUUGGCAAGAAAUUCUUCAGAGACUUCUUAGAGACAGUGCCGGAAUAUUUGGUAGCUAGGGACUUCCUGGAUGAGGUGUCAAACUGGGAGUUGGCAGAGGACAAUGCCAAGAGCAGUACCAUGGAGAAUAUGAUCACAAAUUUUCUUAAGGAAGGCUCCAAAAACUAUCUGGCUUUCGUUAGCUCUGACUUGGCCAGCAAAUGCCAAGCAGCUACUGCAAAAGACUAUGAGAAUGUCAUGCAGCUAGCCAAGGAGGAAACCAAACUCUUCCUUAAAGGCAAGCCCUUCCAGGACUUCCAGACCAGCCCCUUCUAUGACAAAUUCCUCCAAUGGAAAGUUUUUGAGAAGCAGCCGGUAACUGAGAAAUACUUCUAUGAGUUCCGAGUGCUGGGCAAAGGUGGCUUUGGAGAGGUUUGUGCCAUCCAGGUGAAAAAUACUGGCAAGAUGUAUGCCUGCAAGAAACUGGAUAAGAAAAGGUUGAAAAAGAAAGGUGGAGAGAAGAUGGCACUACUGGAGAAAGAGAUUCUGGAGAAGGUCAACAGCCCUUUCAUAGUCACACUAGCUUAUGCCUAUGAGAGCAAAAGCCAUCUGUGUCUUGUCAUGAGCCUCAUGAAUGGAGGGGAUUUGAAGUAUCACAUCUACAAUGUGGGAGAAAGGGGUUUGGAAAUGAACAGGGUCAUGUAUUACUCGGCUCAGAUCACUUGUGGGAUUCUGCAUCUCCAUUCCAUCAAGAUUGUGUACCGGGACAUGAAACCAGAAAAUGUCCUCCUGGAUGACAAUGGUAAUUGCAGACUCUCUGAUCUUGGAUUGGCAGUGCAAGUCAAAGACGGAAAAAGCAUCACUCAGAGGGCUGGGACAAAUGGUUAUAUGGCUCCAGAAAUCCUGAAGGAAGAAGAUUACAGCUAUCCUGUGGACUGGUUUGCUAUGGGAUGUAGUAUUUAUGAGAUGAUUGCUGGGCGAACACCGUUUAAGGAUUUCAAAGAAAAGGUCGGUAAGGAUGAGGUUAAAAGAAGAACUCUGGAAGAUGAGGUGAAAUUUGAACAUGCCAGCUUUACAGAGGAAGCAAAAGAUAUUUGCCGACUGUUUUUGGCCAAGAAAAUAGAGAAUCGUUUAGGAAGCAGGAAUGCAGAUGAUGACCCAAGAAAACAUAGUUUCUUCAAAACAAUAAAUUUCCACAGGCUAGAGGCAAACCUUAUUGACCCUCCAUUUGUGCCAGAUCCAUCAGUUGUCUAUGCCAAAGAUCUUGCAGACAUUGCUGACUUCUCUGAAGUACGAGGAAUUGAGUUUGAUGACAAAGAUAAGAAGUUCUUCAAAAAGUUUGCCACAGGUGCUGUCCCUAUAGCCUGGCAGGAAGAAAUCAUUGAAACGGGACUGUUUGAAGAACUGAAUGAUCCUAACAGAGUAGAUUCCGGGGGAUACGCAAAUGGAGGUGAAGCUAAGUCAGGAGUUUGUUUGUUGUUGUAA